Messenger RNA from Papaver somniferum (opium poppy), 600 nucleotides. RefSeq lists its product as uncharacterized. The transcript has a single exon. NCBI's taxonomy places the organism in Eukaryota, Viridiplantae, Streptophyta, Magnoliopsida, Ranunculales, Papaveraceae. The record is from RefSeq and is a predicted model, not a curated record. Bases 1 to 600 code for a protein of 199 amino acids.
AUGUCUUCCGCUGCAACAACAUCUGAUGGUAAUACAUCAAACUUUACUCUUCCGUUCACCAACAUCUCAAAUUUUGUCUCCUUGAAAUUAGAUAAUACAAAUUUUAUACUAUGGCGUGACCAAUUUGAGUCUAUUUUAAUCACAACUGACUUAUAUGGUCAUGUUAAUGGUGAAAUUCAAAAACCAGGGGAAAGAGUAAUGAUUAAUGGAGUUCUUAGUUUAAACCCAAGAUGGGUUUACUCGAGAAAAAUGGAUAAGUUUGUAGUUAGCUGUUUAAAAGCUACUUUUACAUCUGCUAUUUCUGGGGAUGUUCUUGGUUUAACUACAACAAGAGAAAUAUGGGAAUAUCUUCAAUCUUGCUUCAAGACUCAGUAUAGGGUACGUAAGAAUAUGUUGAGAGCACAAUUGUUUGGUAUUAGAAAAAGAAAUUUACAUAUACUAGUGUACUUACAGAAGAUUAAAAAAAUUGCUGACUCCGUAGCUGCCAUUGGUGAAAAAGUUAAUGAAUCUGAUUUGAUAAUGUAUGUGUUGAAUGGUUUGGAAACGGAGUAUGAUAAUUUUGUUGUCUCAGAUCAGUAUCAUGUGAUCAGGUAUCACUAA